AUGACUAUGAAGUCUUCUGUGGGCGUUCAGGGGCAUAAGUCAGCAUCGACUUCAGAAUGGAAGCUGGUGAACUCGGGCACUCGUAUGGCGCGACCGCUUCGCGGAAUUGAGUUGAUGAUCAAACAUUCCGAGCAUCAUCUCGAUGGAAACUUCCAACUAGUCUGUGCCACGGGCUUUGACACGCCCUUAACAUGCGAACAAUUGAAAAAACGAUGCCAGGCAGCCUGGUGGCGUACGCGGCGCGCAUUCCCAGUCAUUGGCACCGACCUGGACAUGGAACAGGCUUACUUCGAACCUCACAACACGUCUGAAGCCGCAAAGCGCUGGGCUGCUCAAACAUGCAUCGUAGCGACCAACACCUCCAUCGACGAAGUCAUUCUCUCGCUUGUCCGUCGAUCUUUAGACAAGUCCACCAUGACCUUGGUCGUUGAUCCUAUCCGAGGCCACCGAGGCUGCGUCUAUAACGUGACACAUACUCUUACCGACACUACUAUCUACGGCCGUAUUCAUGAGUUCAUCACCCAGCUAACGCGCCCGGAUAACGAGCGUGGCAUCGACGCCAUCUUUACCCCGGAUUUCCUGCUUGACAUCACUCCCCGCCUCCCACAAUCGUUAUCUCACGCAUAUUCACGCCUCUACCAACCAACACCCGAAGAUCUUGCCGCCGCCAUGCAAGUGAUCGAGCGCGCGCAGGCUCGCUACGCUCGAUCGACAAUCGGCAUUCCUAUCCAGCCGGACUGGAAGAAUCGCCGUUCACACAUGCACAAUAAGACCGUCAGACUUGAGACCGACGAGGCCAGAACCGCUCUCAAAUGCUUCAAACAGCUCGGCAUCUCGCUGACAGUUGCCUUCUUCGCCUGUAUGACUUCCGCCAUCGCGCAGACUUUCAGCCAAGGAAACGAAGAGGGCGCCCAUCUACUCUUCAGCACCAGCGGUCGCCGCUGGUUAGAUCUUGCUGGAGAUGGCCAUGGACCUGUUACCAUGAGCAUCAUCCCAGCUGGUAUGUGGGUCAAUGCCAGCGAUGUCGACCUCCGCGCCAAAGAAAAGUACGGUCUUGCCAAGUUGGCUAAGGCUAUUGGGCAGGCCCAGGAAGAGGAUCUAGUGUCCCCCCAUAUAAUGGCGUUGUAUGAUCAGAUGGCGCCCGAAUUGGUCAAGGCCAUGGCAAACCCGGCUGACCCUCCUCCCAUCGCUCGUCCCACCCUAACUUCCCAAGGCCCUUUUGCCAAGCGGACGAUUGAUUCAUCCGGGGGUGACCCCAUCCGUCUAUCGGAUGUUACCACAGGUGGUCGGUCUACUGAUCCGGCUGUUUGCUUUGCAUUGUAUAGCUUCCGCGAAGAGCUAAAGUUCAAUCUUCUAUUUGAUGAGCGCUAUUUCGUUCCCCACGAGAUGGAACAGCUUGCAUGUACCGUUACCGGCCUCUUCCGGACUUUCAUUGCGGAAGAGGAGCCGAUACAGGCCAAGCUCUGA
Penicillium brevicompactum is the source of this 1467-nucleotide messenger RNA. RefSeq lists its product as uncharacterized. Bases 1 to 1467 code for a protein of 488 amino acids. The record is from RefSeq and is a predicted model, not a curated record. The transcript has 2 exons. NCBI's taxonomy places the organism in Eukaryota, Fungi, Ascomycota, Eurotiomycetes, Eurotiales, Aspergillaceae.